GCAUCUCCCCUUGCAUGUCGCUGUGCGCCGAGUGCUUCACCAGGGCGACCACUCGGGACACGACUUCAACAUGUUCCCGCAGCCAGGCUGGGGGCGCCUGCGAUUGCGGGGACAGCAACGUGAUGCGGGAGAGCGGGUUUUGCAGAAGACAUCAAAUUAAAUCAAGUUCAAAUAUCCCUUGUGUCCCCAAAGACUUACUGAUGAUGUCUGAAUUUGUGCUUCCAAGAUUUAUUUUUUGUCUCAUUCAGUACUUAAGAGAAGGCUAUAAUGAGCCAGCAGCUGAUGUACCAUCAGAAAAAGACCUUAGCAAAGUUCUUCAGCUUUUGGAACCUCAAAUUUCCUUUUUAGAAGAUCUAACUAAAAUGGGAGGAGCGAUGAGGUCUGUUCUUACUCAGGUUUUGACAAACCAACAGAACUACAAAGAUCUGACUUCUGGUCUUGGAGAAAAUACUUGUGCAAAGAAAAGUCACGAAAAGUACCUUAUAGCUUUGAAGAGCUCUGGACUUACCUAUCCUGAGGAUAAACUUGUAUAUGGUAUACAGGAGCCAUCUGCUGGCACUAGCACUCUGGCAGUUCAAGGUUUUGCAGGUGCAACAGGGACAUUGGGACAACUAGAUUCUUCAGAUGAGGAGGAUCAGGAUGGAAGUCAAGGUCUGGGCAAGAGAAAAAGGGUCAAACUAAGCAGUAGCACCAAAGAUCAAUCCAUAAUGGAUGUUUUGAAACAUAAAAGUUUCCUAGAAGAACUAUUGUUUUGGACUAUAAAAUAUGAAUUCCCCCAGAAGAUGGUAACUUUCUUACUCAAUAUGCUUCCAGAUCAAGAGUAUAAGGUUGCUUUUACAAAAACUUUUGUUCAGCAUUAUGCUUUCAUUAUGAAAACACUGAAGAAAAGUCAUGAAUCAGACACGAUGUCUAACAGAAUUGUUCAUAUUAGUGUUCAGUUGUUCAGCAAUGAGGAGCUGGCAAGACAGGUAACAGAAGAAUGUCAGCUGCUGGAUAUUAUGGUCACUGUGCUAUUAUACAUGAUGGAAAGUUGCCUUAUUAAAAGUGAGCUACAAGAUGAAGAAAAUAGUUUACAUGUGGUAGUGAACUGUGGAGAAGCGUUACUGAAGAAUAACACUUACUGGCCUCUUGUCAGUGAUUUUAUUAAUAUUCUUUCUCAUCAAAGUGUGGCUAAGAAAUUUUUGGAGGACCAUGGUCUGUUAGUUACAUGGAUGAACUUUGUAUCUUUCUUUCAAGGUAUGAACUUAAACAAGCGAGAACUAAAUGAGCAUGUGGAAUUUGAGUCUCAGACCUACUAUGCUGCCUUUGCUGCUGAACUUGAGGCAUGUGCACAGCCAAUGUGGGGGCUUUUAUCACAUUGUAAAGUGAGGGAAACCCAAGAAUAUACUCGAAAUGUUGUUAGAUAUUGCCUUGAAGCUCUUCAAGACUGGUUUGAUGCAAUUAACUUUGUAGAUGAGCCAGCUCCCAACCAAGUCACCUUUCAUCUGCCACUACAUCGUUACUAUGCUAUGUUUCUGAGUAAGGCUGUGAAAUGUCAAGAACUAGAUUUGGAUUCUGUUUUACCAGAUCAGGAAAUGUUAAUGAAACUAAUGAUUCAUCCACUCCAAAUUCAAGCAAGUCUUGCUGAAAUCCACAGCAAUAUGUGGGUAAGAAAUGGUCUGCAAAUCAAAGGACAAGCCAUGACCUAUGUUCAAUCUCAUUUCUGUAAUUCCAUGAUCGAUCCUGACAUUUACCUAUUACAGGUUUGUGCUUCUAGACUUGACCCAGAUUAUUUUAUUUCAUCUGUCUUUGAAAGAUUUAAGGUAGUGGAUUUGUUGACAAUGGCGUCGCAACAUCAAAACACAGUACUUGAUGCAGAGCAUGAGAGGUCGAUGUUAGAAGGCGCUCUUACAUUUCUUGUGAUUCUUUUGAGUCUUCGUUUACAUUUAGGAAUGUCUGAUGAUGAGAUUCUUAGGGCAGAGAUGGUAGCCCAGCUGUGUAUGAAUGACAGGACACAUAGUUCAUUGCUGGACCUCAUUCCAGAAAAUCCAAAUCCCAAAAGUGGCAUUAUUCCGGGCAGUUAUAGCUUUGAAUCAGUUUUAUCAGCUGUAGCUGAUUUUAAGGCUCCUGUUUUUGAACCUGGAGGUUCUAUGCAACAAGGCAUGUAUACUCCUAAAGCUGAAGUCUGGGAUCAGGAGUUUGACCCCGUCAUGGUCAUUCUUCGAACAGUUUACCGUAGAGACGUGCAGUCUGCAAUGGACAGAUAUACAGCAUUUUUAAAACAGAAUGGAAAAUUCCCUGGAAAUCCUUGGCCUCCUUAUAAGAAAAGGACACCACUCCAUCCCAGCUAUAAAGGUCUCAUGAGACUAUUGCACUGUAAAACUUUACAUAUUGUGCUAUUCACUCUGCUUUACAAGAUUUUAAUGGAUCAUCAAAAUCUGUCAGAACAUGUACUCUGCAUGGUUUUAUAUCUGAUUGAAUUAGGACUUGAAAAUUCAGCUGAUGAGGAAUCAGAUGAAGAGGCAUCAGUGUGUGGACCAGAACGUUGUCAUGACAGUUGGUUUCCUGGCAGUAAUUUAGUAGCCAACAUGCGACACUUUAUAAACUAUGUUAGAGUGAGAGUUCCAGAGACUGCUCCUGAAGUGAAGAGAGACUCACCUGCAAGUACCAGCUCUGAUAGCUUGGGUUCUUUACAAAGUUCACGAAGGCCUAAAGUUCUUCAAAGAGAGAAUUCUGGUACAGCCCAGGUUUUCAGCUUAGUAGCAGAGCGUAGAAAGAAGUUUCAGGAGAUCAUCAAUCGUAGCAGCAAUGAAGCAAAUCAGGUGGUUCGUCCUAAAACUUCAAGUAAAUGGUCUGCUCCUGGUUCAGCUCCACAGUUAACUACAGCCAUUUUGGAAAUUAAAGAAAGUAUAUUGUCUUUGCUAAUUAAACUUCACCACAAACUCUCAGGAAAACAAAACUCCUACUAUCCUCCUUGGCUUGAUGACAUAGAAAUUUUGAUCCAACCAGAAAUUCCUAAAUAUAGUCAUGGAGAUGGUAUAACUGCGGUAGAGAGAAUUUUACUAAAAGCUGCAUUGCAAAGCAGAAUGAACAAACGUAUCAUUGAAGAGAUAUGUAGAAAAGUGACCCCUCCUGUACCACCCAGAAAAGUCACUGCAGCAGAGAAGAAAACAUUGGACAAAGAAGAAAGGCGACAAAAGGCUAGAGAGAGGCAGCAAAAAUUGCUUGCAGAGUUUGCUUCACGACAAAAAAGCUUUAUGGAAACUGCAAUGGAUGUUGAGAGAUUUUUCUUCUCAGAUUCUCCUGAGAAUGAUAUUCCUAUGGAGAUCACCACAGCAGAACCACAAGUUUCUGAGGCAGUAUAUGAUUGUGUUAUUUGUGGGCAGAGUGGCCCCUCCUCUGAAGACCGACCUACAGGAUUGGUUGUUCUGUUACAAGCAUCCUCAGUUUUGGGGCAGUGCCGUGACAACACUGAGCCAAAAAAGUUGCCUAUCACUGAAGAGGAACAGAUUUAUCCUUGGGAUACAUGUGCAGCAGUUCAUGAUGUGAGGCUUUCAUUAUUACAGCGUUAUUUUAAAGAUAGUUCUUGUCUCUUGGCAGUAUCAAUUGGCUGGGAAGGAGGUGUUUAUGUACAAACCUGUGGACAUACAUUACAUAUAGAUUGUCAUAAGUCUUACAUGGAAUCAUUACGGAAUGACCAGGUUCUUCAGGGGUUCUCCGUGGACAAAGGAGAAUUCACCUGUCCUCUCUGCAGGCAGUUUGCGAACAGUGUUCUUCCUUGUUAUCCUGGAAGCAAUAUGGAAAAUAACCUUUGGCACCGUCCUAGUAACAAAAGCUUACAAGAUCUCAUAAAGGAAGUGGAGGAGCUGCAGGGACGGCCGGGAGCUUUCCCAGUAAGCAUCAGUUCUGAAACUAACUUAAGUAAAGAAAUGGAAUCUGUAAUGAAAGAUAUAAAAAAUACUACUCAGAAGAAAUAUAGAGACUAUAGCAAGACCCCAGGCUCACCAGACAAUGAUUUUCUUUUUAUGUAUUCUGUUGCUAGAACAAAUUUGGAACUUGAAUUAAUACAUCGAGGAGGCAAUUUGUGUUCAGGGGGUGCAAGCACAGCUGGGAAAAGGUCUUGUUUAAAUCAACUGUUCCAUGUAUUAGCCUUGCACAUGCGGCUUUAUAGCAUUGAUUCUGAGUUUAAUCCCUGGAGAAAGCUUACUCAGUUAGAAGAGAUGAAUUCGCAGUUGGGAAAUGAAGAACAACAGCCUGAGGUUCCAAUUCUUUAUCAUGAUGUUACAUCCCUUUUGCUCAUCCAGAUUUUAAUGAUGCCACAACCCUUACGCAAAGACCACUUCACCUGCAUUGUGAAGGUGCUUUUUGCCCUACUGUACACACAAGCUCUUGCGGCACUUUCAGUCAAAUGCAAUGAGGAAGAUAGGUCAGCCUGGAAACAUACAGGAGCUCUCAAAAAGAAUACGUGUGAUGCAGAAAAGUCUUAUAAAGUGCUAUUGAGCUUUGUGAUAAGUGAACUCUCUAAAGGAAAGUUAUACCAUGAAGAAGGAGCUCAGGAGUGUGCAAUGGUUAGCCCUAUUGCUUGGUCUUCUGAAUCCAUGGAAAAAUACUUGCAGGACUUCUGCUUACCUUUCCUCAGAAUCACCAGCCUUCUUCAGCAUCACCUUUUUGGGGAAGAUUUACCUAGCUGCCAGGAAGAAGAAGAAUUUUCAGUUCUUUCCAGCUGCCUGGGACUUCUGCCAACAUUUUACCAAACAGAACAUCCCUUCAUCAGUGCCUCCUGUCUGGAUUGGCCAGUUCCAGCAUUUGAUAUUAUAGCUCAGUGGUGUUCUGAGAUAAAUUCAUUUACUGAAAGACAUGCAGAACAAGGAAAGGCCUUGCUUAUCCAAGAGUCAAGAUGGAAGUUACCACACCUACUACAGUUGCCUGAGAAUUAUAAUACCAUUUUCCAGUACUACCACAGAAAAACCUGCAGUGUCUGCACCAAGGUUCCUAAAGACCCUGCUGUUUGCCUUGUUUGUGGCACUUUUGUAUGCCUGAAAGGACUUUGCUGCAAGCAACAAAGUUACUGUGAAUGUGUAUUGCAUUCUCAGAACUGCGGUGCUGGCACGGGGAUUUUCCUCCUGGUCAAUGCGUCGGUGAUCAUCAUCAUCCGAGGGCACCGCUUCUGCCUGUGGGGCUCAGUGUACCUGGACGCGCACGGAGAGGAAGACCGGGAUCUUAGGCGAGGCAAGCCUCUCUACAUUUGUAAGGAAAGAUACAAAGUUCUUGAACAACAGUGGAUCUCUCAUACUUUUGAUCACAUCAAUAAAAGAUGGGGUCCACACUACAAUGGGCUCUGACUCACCACCUCAGCACUGCAUUAUAUUAUCAUUUUCAUUAAGAAUUUAUCAACAAUAAGCUUUAACUUAAUUUGGGGGAUUAACACUUUUGCUGAGGGGAAAAAAAGAAAACUUACGUUAUGAAGCCUUUCCAAAAUUAGGUGCUUGGUAAUCACAUUAAUGGUAUAAUAAUUUUAAAAAGUAUCUGGAGAACAUAAGUUACAAGUUAGAUCAUUCUUUAGUGGUCAUUUAAAAAAAUCUACAAUUAAUAAGAAGCACAAUUUGACAAAAUUAUUUAAAACUGAUUCUCCCAGCAAUGCAUAUCAAUGAUUCAUUGAUACUUAGAGUGGGUAUGAUUUAUUUAAAGUUUUACUGCUUCUUUAUGUCUGUGUGUUAAUUUGCAUCUGCUAAACAUAAUGCAUCUUUUCCCCUCACCAUUCUUGUGUUGAUUUGAGAUUUUUGCUGUAUGUAAUUAGAAAAAAAUGUAAAACAUGAUUUAUGUGAAAUAUUGUAUAGUAAAAGUUGGUUUAAUAGUAGAACUUUAAAAUGUUUUUCUUAUUGUGAGGAAUCUGUUAAAGUUUAAGGCUUUGCUGAAAACUUAAUUCAUUCUCAGGAAUUUCAUAAAUAUUCUCCCCAGGUAAAUAAUUGAAAUAAUUGUAAAAUAAGUAGAUAGCUGCUGUUAAUAUAAUACAGUACAUUUUGGGAGAUACAUGAAUGCUUGGGGAAGGGAGCCCUUAAAAUCAAAAUUUUCCAUUUCAGUUGGUUGAAUUACUGGAGGUAGUAACAAAUAGAUUUGACUAUAAAAUUAAGUUUUAAGAGCAUACACAUGGCAGAUUUUGAAUCUGCUCAUGCCCAUCUUUUAUUACCAACCACACUUUUUUUUUAAAUGACUGGAUUGGAAAUGCUCAGACUUCCCCACAAAUGAAGCAUAGUUUUGGAACUUUCCUUUCAACUCAAGAGGUUCAUCUAUAUAUUUGUGCAAUGUAAUCACUGCUAUUUCUGCUUGGUUUCCUAAAAAGGGGGGAAAAGGCUCAGUGGUGAGGACCCUCAUGAAUGAACCUCACAUCUGCAUUCUUCUUAAGUGCUGUUGUGAAAAGCAAUUUAUGUUUGUAGGGUUUUUAAGUCAGAAUGGGAAUGAUUGAGCUAAACUCUAUUAGAAGAGAAGGAAGAUUACAGAAAAGCAUGUUAUAUAUUGCUGCCGUUUUUUUUUCUUCCAAUUAAUUAAGUUGAUGAUUAUUUCAUACUUAGUGCUAUCAGGCAAUUCCAGAUACUUUGGACUGAACAUGGCUUGUUAUAUAAAAUUACAUUUUUACAUAUAAAAAUAACCUAAAAAAAUCUCGUGGUAAAAUAUAAAAAUAAAGUCAGAUCUAGCUUCUAAAAAUCAUGAAUGACAUGAUAUUACAGAAUAUGCAAGUGGACAUUAAAUGAUGGCCUUGGUUAAAGUAGAGAGAGCAGAACAGUACAUACUCAAAUGUGUUCAAAAAGUAAAAAAAUUACCUAUAGCUCUACAAUAAAAUACAUGGAAAUAGCUUGCUAUUUUUAUAUACAUUUCCAAAAUAUUAAGAUAACUUUCUGAAAGAUUAGAAUGAUUCUGUUUAAAUAGCUGUCCUUUCCAACUCAUUGCUACUUUUUACAGUAAUGUAUCAUAAGUUCAGCCUACCAUAUUUUUUUUGCAUCAGUCAUUAUGAAUACCAGACCAUUUGUAAGUGUGGUUGAAGAGCAAAAUGCUAAUUUACAUCUCUAGUAAAUACUGUUUCAGGAUUCAUGAACUUGAAUAAUUCUACAGUUUGAAACUCUGAUGCUAUAUAUACAUGGUAUAAUGUAUUCAGACUUUGAUUACUACAUAUUUAAAAUGGAAUGUUUUAUGGUUGUGCAUAUGGAUGUGAAGUGAAAUAUUUAGCCUUAACAUUAAAAUUUGGGUUUGAUAGUGUUUAUUUUGAUAUUGGUGAAUUAGUCACCAAUAAAUUUUUUAAAAGCACUUGGUUGAAAAUUGUACUUGAAUUCAUACAUGCAUGCUGCUAAACUAGAACUUUAAUUUCCCCCCCAUAAUUUUUUUAAGUACCAUUUAUAAAUCCACUUUUAAAAAUAACAGAUCCAAGUUAGAGUGCUGUGUGUAUAUUAUUCAAAAAAUGUACUGGUGUGAUACCUUGUAUGAAUGAUCAUUUAAAUACAGUACAUUACUGUAGAAGCUAAAUCAAUCUUUAUAAUUAAGCAAAAAUUAUAAACCUAGGAAUAAUCAACAUUGUAAGAUAUGUUAAUAAAAACCUACUGUCAUUUGGUUUGUGAAAGGUCCUUAAAAUGUUUAAUGUUUACAUGUUUUUUCAAAGAUAUUGACAAUAAUGUAUGUAAGUGAGCACGGCUCAAAAGAUGAAAGCAUAACAUAGCUAAUAAUUGCUUUGAGGUGGAGUUUAAGUGUAAAGGGUUUGUUUUUUCUUUUUUCUUUUGAGAGCUAGUUCCUAUUUCUGCUAUCCUUGUGUUAAAAUUAAUGCAAAGCCUUUGCUAAGUGUAUGUGUUUUGGAAAGGAGUGGCGAGAAGAAAAUGGUUGUGCAGAUCUGAGGAACACUGCAUGGUCCUUGCUUUCUGAAAAUUCCCAGCUGGACUUUAGAAAUCUGAAGUGAUUCGUGAUAAUGGUCUUUUUGAAUGGUCUGUGGAGGUGUUUGAAUUGACAGUCCUCAUCCCUACCCCUCCAUCCUGGAGCUCACCAGCCAAUCAUCACCAGCCAGUUAGGAAUCCAUUUAUGUUUACAAACCUUUCUUUCUGCUUUAUGUGUUUUGGUAUUUAUUGAUUUCUUUGACCUAGAAGAAAUGCUGACAAAAGCACUGAAAGCUUGGAGAGAACAACAGCACGAGAGGAGAGGUGGCCCAGGAGUCUCUUGAGUCUUCUCCAGGAUUGUCAUCGCUAAUUCUCAAGUUCCCAUUCUUGGCUCAUAUUUGAGGUCAUGUUGACAACAACAAAACCCAAAAGAACGCAACAUAGUUUUAACCACUAGAAUCACCAAGACAAGAUACAUUUAUUGUAGCUUGGGGUUAUGCCUGACACUUGAGAAUUAGUGGGAGAGCAGAAGACUUGUUACUGUCUCAGUUCCAUUCACAGCACAUAGUUCUUUCUUUUAUUUUUGUGAUCUGACUGGAUCAAGCUCAUCAGGGGUGAGCUGGAGUGGGCAGAAGGAUGGCAACGUCAUCACUUCUCGAUUUGUGAACUUCAGGCUCCCUCGAUAAUGAGGCAUAUCAAGUAUUGAAGAGCUGUACCAUCUUAGUGUGCAGUAAUCUAGCAGUGGAGAGGAUGCCACUCCAGCUGAUGCAACACAAUGAAGAAGCAUAGUGAUACCGUGAGUGAGUUAAGUUAAUAUGAAAUAUGACAGUACCAAGAUUGAUGUGGCAGAGCUCAAGAGCAGGCCAGAGAAGUAGGUUCAAGGGCACAGAUAAAUAGUUCAGCUUGAGAGGAAGGAAUAGGGGCAAGAGAAAGGAAAGAAAGUUUAAAGGAAGGAAAGGAGUCCUAUCCAUUUCCCUCUUACCUCGGUGACAGAGUAGCAGAAUCAUCUGUUGAGAGUGAGCAAGUGUAGAAUAACUUGGGCGCUUGAGGUAAGUGGUGAAAGUUGAGACAUAUGGUAGGAGAGAAUAGGCUGGGAAUAAGGAGAAGCACCGCAGAAGUCCUAUUGAGGGCCCAGUAGGGUUAGGAGCCAUAUUUUAAUGGAGCCAGUUAGAAAGGUUUUGUGACUUUAUGAAGCCCCCGAGCCCAGCAGUCUAGGACCCGAAGGGUAGAAGUUAGACUGCUAAAUUCAUGUUUUGGGGAUUUGAGAGAUGGGUACAAUAUAAGGUAGUAAGAAAUUUGGGGGUGCUAGUUGAAAUGAGUGUAGGGUCCAUGUGGGAUAAAUUGAAGGGUAUAAUAUAAAUCACAAGAUUUAAUGUAAGCUUUCAAAGUUUUCUUUCAAAGUUAUGGAAAUUGCUUUAGUGUUGAAGCAUUAAAAUUCACUUAUUUAGUAAAUUUUUUUCGUCUCCUAUGUGCCAAGCCUUGUGUAAAUACUGGAAAUACAAUGGAAAAGAAGCCAGACAAUCCUUUCUCUCACAGAGCUUUUUGUGUAAUUAAUGCUACAAGUGGUGUGUGUAGAGGGUGUUGGGGGCAAUGGAAUAUAGGGUACUAAAGAAGGCACCUCUAACCAGAUUUGGGAGUAUGAGGAGGCUUUCAGGGGGUAGAGAUGUCUAAAGAUGAUCCCCAAAUACUGUGUAGGAGAUGCCUGGGUGAAAGGGAAGGAAUACUGUUUUAGGCAGGUGAAGAGAAUCAUUUGCAAGAGUCAGAGUUGAGAGAGAAUCUAUAGUUAAAGACCCGAAAGGGAAUCAUUUUGACUCUAACAUAAGUGCUUUUGAGAGAGAAGUAAAAUCUAAAUUACAAAGGAUUUUGUAAGUCUUCCAAGAGUUUUAGACUCUUUAGAGAGCAGUGGGAAGCCAUCAGCUUUGCAUUUUAGUAAAGUUAGUCCAGCUGCACUGUGGAGAAAAAUCCAGAGUGGGAAGACUUGCCUAGGUAUCUGUUGAAAGAAUCCAGACACAACAUAACAGUUGGCUCAAUUAGGGGAGUUGUGGUGGAGACAGAAAGAAGUGGACAAUAUCAGAAGAGAAUUGACAGAAUUCAAUAGGUUAAGGGAGAGCAGGGAAUAUUAAGUGCCUACUGUGUGCCAGAUGCUAAGCAAGUCAGAGUGUUAGUGUCUCCCUGCAGUCUAGUUGGAAACAGCACUCUACAGUAAAUGGAUGUUAUCAGCAAGUUAGGCAGAGGGCUAUGGGAACCAAUGGGCUCAUUUAGUUUGGGGAGCUCACAGACUGCAUAGAGGAAGUGAUGUUUAAACUGAGACCUGAAAAAUGGGUAGAAAGCUAAGUGAAGGAGGGGAGGUGGUUCUCAACCUUCCUAAUGCCGCGACCCUUUAAUACAGUUCCUCAUGUUGUGGUGACCCCCAAACAUAAAAUUAUUUUCGUUGCUACUUCAUAACUGUAAUUUUGCUACUUUUAUGAAUCAUAAUGUAAAUAUCUGAUAUGCUCUAUGUGUUUUCUGAUGGUCACGACCCACAGGUUGAGAACCGCUGGAAUAGAGGGAGGGCAUUCUAAACUUUAGAAUCUAAAGGGUAUAUAUAGCAUACAGGCCCUGGAAUAAGCGUGGGCAAGGUACACUCCAGAAACUGAAUGGAUCUUUAGAAUAUCGUGCUAAGUGAAAUAAGUCAGAUGGAAAAGGACAAAACCAUAUGCUUUCACUCAUGGAAUAUAAAAAAAGCAACAAGAACAAACUCCUAGAUACAACAGAUUGGUGGUUACAGAGGGAAAAGAGGGAGGGGAAGGGCAAAGUGGGUUAAGGGGGUCAAAUAUAUGCUAACAAGGAAACUAGACUUCAGAUGGGGAGCGUGCAGUAGAGUACACAGAUGUCAAAUUAUAAUAUUGUGUAUCUGAAAAUUACAUAAUGUUAUUACCCCGUGUUGCCCCAGUAAAGAAAAAGAAACUGAAAGAAGUACAGUACAGUUGAAGCAUUGAAAGCAGAAGGGUGUGGUGGGUGUGGCAAGAUAUGAUGCAGGAAAGAUAGGCUUGAAUCAGAUCAUGCAUGGCCUCGAGCCAUGUUAUGGAUUUUGAUCUUUGUCCUUACAAUGACAGAAAGUCAUUGUAAGAGAUUAAGUAGGGUAGUGAGUGUUCAGAUUGCAAUAUUAAAAUGAUCAUUAUGGCCUCAGUUUAGAGCAACGGUCAGCAAACAUUUUCUACAAAACAUAACAACCAUUCAACUCUGCAUUGUAAUGCAAAAGCAUCCACAGACAUUUGUGGCUUCUAGUAUUGGCAAAUAAAGAGAUUCAGCCUAUGUUAGAUAUCUACUCCUGGUUAACAAAUUAGCCUAAAAUUAAUGCAAUAAAAUAAUAUUCCUUAUAUUACAGUCUGUGGGCCAGGAAUCCAGGAGUAGCUUAGCUGAGUGAUUCUGGCUCAGAGUCUUAGGCUGUAAUGAAAGUCUCAGCCGAGCCACAGUCACCUGAGGCUUGACAGGCUGGAGGAUUUGCUUUCAAAUUCACUUGUGGUUUCUUGCCAUGUGGGGUCUCCACAGGGCUGCUAACAACCCAGCAACUGAUUUCUCCAGGACAAGUGAUCGAAGAGCGGGAGAGACAGAACAUACACAAAAAACAUACCCAAGAUGAAAGCCCCAGUAUCGAUUUAUUUAAAGUUUUUUUGUUGUUGUUGAUUUUGAGAGAGAAAUAUUGAUGUGAAAGCAGAAUAUAGAUUGGCUGCCUCCUGCAUGCCUCCCAGGGAUCAAGCCUGCAACCCAGGCCUGUACUUGACCUGGAAUUGAACCACCUCUUUAGUGAAUGGAACUGUGCCCAACCAACUGAGCCACAAUGGCCAGGGCAAGUACCCUUUAUUAACAAAAAUUUUCCCCCAGUGUCUUUUAUAACCUAAGCUGGAAGAGGGAUAUUACUUCUGUCAUACAUACCAACCCUCGUACAAUGUGGGAGGGGUUUACACAAAUUUUUUUUUCAUAGCCUGCUAUUCACAAAACUUGCCUUAGAUAGUAGGUAUGAUAUAAAGUGGAGACCCCAGCUCGUAGUUUUGGAGUGCCUACCCUGAGUGAGGAGACAUUGUGCUUGGCAUUUUAUCCACAUUAUCUUGUUUAAUUCUUGCAGCAAAUCUAUUGGACAGACAGUAUUUUCCUCAUUUUACUGAUGAAGAAAUUAGGCUCAGAGAGGACAAUUGGUGCAAUGCCACAUGUCAGUACAUAUCAGAGUUGGAAUUCAAAUCCUAGUUUAACUCAUUGUUUUUCUUCAGUAUUUUGCUAGAUCAGAAAAUGACGAAGGUGGUUGCAGUGUUAGAAAUGUACAUGAGCUGCAUUUCUAGGCAACCUUAAAGAAUUGUUAGAAUAAAGUGCCCCUGGGAAUGCCAAGGAGAAGUCAUUCCAUCUGGUCAAUCAGAGAAGGCUCAGCCAAGAAGACGGCUCUGAAAGAGGUCUGGAAGGAUGCAUAGGAUUUUAUCAAGCAGGUCAAGGGUGUAGGACCAUCUGGGCUGAUGAAAAAGUGGCAGAUGCAAAGGCAGGGUGGCCGUAGAGUACACACUGAUCCCUUGGGAAUGAAGCUCUUGAGAUGCCGAAAAAAGGAGUUUUGACUUUCUAAGUGAUGAGUCAUCCCAGGUGGUUGAGCAGGGGAGUGGUGCCUCCACGGUGGGCGCUGAGAGGAAGAAUGCAGUGGCGCUGUGAAGGGGAGGCUGCAUUGUCAUUUUAGUCCACGUGAGAAAUAAUCAGGAUCUGAAGGGAAUCAAGAACGAGGGAACCGCAGAAAGGUGCUCAAAAGCCCCGUCUUUUGCACGCUGGAAGUGACCGAUGUGGGGUCAGGGCAGGGGGAGGCUGGAGUUACUGAGGCCUCUACACUGAGUGACUGAGCAGGUAAUGAUUUUAGUCUCCACUGUGGGGAACACGGCAGAGGACAAUUUUUGUUAGAAUACAGAGUUGAAUUUGGGACAGUUCUAGGGUGCUCAUGACAUACAGGUGGAGCUACCUUGUCUGGAGCCAGAGAUGCAAACGUGGGAUGAUUUUCAUGAGGCCAUGGCAUGAGAUACCAUGAGAGAGGGCAGAGGACAGAGUCUCUUUGAUGAGUCCAUUUACGAGUAAAUGAGGUGUAUGGUGACUUGUUAGAUUAGGCAGGCCAAUGCCACUGACAAAGGGACUUGAAGAUUGAAUCUAGUUUGUCUCAGUGAAUAAAAGGCCAGGGAGUGAGUGAAGGGCCAGGUUGGGGGAAUGUGGGACAGGAGAUAAGGAAGGUUGUGCAGAAAAGAUCUGGGAACAGUGUAGCAGGAACAAUUUUAAUGUCUUUUUAAAGAGUUUUGCUUCUCAGGAGAACCACCAGCAGUGGUGGGAGGUCCCUAACCAAGAUUCCCUGACACACUGGAGAGUCUGGCUUAGCGGCAGUUAAGGGACAGUCAUCUUUCAUCUGCCUUCUCCACACGUACCAUGUCCUAAAUGCUCCCAGACUGAGCUUUAGAUUGUUAUCUUCCUAUAAAGCAGUGGUUCUCAACCUUCUGGCCCUUUAAAUACAGUUCCUCAUGUUGUGACCCAACCAUAAAAUUAUUUUCGUUGCUACUUCAUAACUGUAAUGUUGCUACUGUUAUGAAUUGUAAUGUAAAUAUCUGAUAUGCAGGAUGGUCUUAGGCGACCCCUGGGAAAGGGUCGUUCGACUGCCAAAGGGGUCUCGACCCACAGGUUGAGAACCGCUGCUAUAAAGCAAACUGGACUAUGAAGGGGAGCCAGAGGCAGAUAUCACGGUGAUGGCAUUGUUCUGUAUUUGAUGGCAGCAGGGGUUACAUAAAUCCACAUGUGAUAAAAUGACAGAACUGCACACACAUUUUACCAAUGUAUUGUUUCCUAGUUUUGAUAUUGGACUAUGGUUAUGUAAGAUAUAAAAAUGAAGGAACCUGAGUAAAGGACA
Messenger RNA from Myotis lucifugus (little brown bat), 13728 nucleotides. RefSeq names its product ubiquitin protein ligase E3 component n-recognin 3 (putative) (gene UBR3). Gene Ontology annotation, molecular function: ubiquitin protein ligase activity. The transcript has 40 exons. The record is from RefSeq and is a predicted model, not a curated record. Gene Ontology annotation, biological process: ubiquitin-dependent protein catabolic process via the N-end rule pathway; protein ubiquitination. NCBI's taxonomy places the organism in Eukaryota, Metazoa, Chordata, Mammalia, Chiroptera, Vespertilionidae. Gene Ontology annotation, cellular component: cytoplasm; ubiquitin ligase complex. The coding region runs from base 15 to 5321 and encodes 1768 amino acids.